CCGGUUUACAAUCACAUAUGUACAAAUGAAAUUAUCCUAUGUACAAUUGUGCUGUAAAAUAAUCGGCAGUUGCCGUAUAUUUUCGCUGUGUAGCGUGUUCAAUUUGUAGUUAUGUCUCUUAAACGUAAAUUGGUUACAUUAACAAUUGCUAAAAAAGUGAACAUUAUAAGUGAGGUGACAAAAAGUGGUAAACAAAAAAAUGAAAUUGCUAAAGCAAUACUCCAUCCAGUACACUUUCAACUAUUCUGAAAAAUAAAGACGAUAUUUUACAAAAAUACGAAACUAAUAAAGGGUCUAUGAAAAGAAUGAAGAUUUGUGAGUAUCCUGAUAUAGAGGAGAAGGCUGAAUUUUUUGCUACUAAACUCGGCCAUAAACAAUUUAAAGCUAGUCAAGGUUGGUUAAGCAACUGGAAAAUUAGGAAUAACGUCGUUUUUCGUAAAAUAUGUGAUGAAAACGCUUCAGUUGAGGCCCGUCGCAAGAAAUUUUCCGCCCUUCGGCAAACGUAAUGCCGCCCCUUUCAAUCAAAAGCUAAAUAUAUUAUAGUAUACAAUUUUAUCACAUUAUUA
This is a messenger RNA of Sipha flava (yellow sugarcane aphid), 566 nucleotides long. RefSeq names its product tigger transposable element-derived protein 4-like. Bases 297 to 506 code for a protein of 69 amino acids. The record is from RefSeq and is a predicted model, not a curated record. NCBI's taxonomy places the organism in Eukaryota, Metazoa, Arthropoda, Insecta, Hemiptera, Aphididae. The transcript has 2 exons.